AUGGAUAUGCUAAUGCUACAAAUACUCCAUGAAAAUGAAGACUUAUGGAGACCUGGUUACGAAGACAAGCCUGAUGAGGAACUGGCUCCAAUCCUUAUGAUGCAUAUCAACAAACUAUUUGAUAAUCAAGGUAAUGAUGAUAAACAAUGUUUAUUAGAUAUUUGUACCAAAGUAAAUGAUACUUUAAAAUCUGGUUGCUUCCAUUUACGUAAAUGGUUGUUUAAUUCGGAAUCAUCUACAACAGAUCAACAAAAAGAUUUAUCUUUAGGAGAAAAUUGUUUAACUAAAACUCUGGGUAUUGGUUGGUUAAAUUAUUUAGAUUUAUUAUAUUUUACGACAAAAAUUGAUCAAAACUUUACUCAUGUGACUAAGCGCGUUAUCUUGUCCGUUGUUUCACAGGUGUAUGACCCAUUAGGCUUGUUAUCACCCGCAAUUAUAAUUGUGAAAAUACUUUUACAGAAACUAUGGCUUUGUAAAUUAAGUUGGGACGAUCCAGUACCAAAUGAUAUUCUGUCUACGUGGAAAAACUUUAUUGCCACUCUUCAACACUUACAAGACAUAAAAAUUCCUCGUCAUGUCAGGGAAAUAAAUACAAAUUAUACAGAUUUACACAUUUUUUCGGAUGCAUCACAGGAUGCAUAUGGUGCAUGUGCCUUUAUAAGUACAUACAAUGACAACUCACCAGCUACAGUUAGGAUACUUUGUGCCAAGACCAAAGUCGCACCAAUUAAGCCAGUCACAAUACCGCGUCUUGAGCUGUGCGGAGCGUUAGUUGGUGCCAAGCUGUAUCAAAAAAUUGUUCAGUCAUGGAGAUUGAAAUUUAACCACAUAUAUUUUUGGUCUGACUCAAUGAUUGUCAUAAAUUGGAUUAAAAUGUCACCUAAUUUGUUAAAAACGUUCGUGCAGAACAGAGUCGUGCAAAUCAACGAACUGACUGGUGAGUUGCCGUGGUUACAUGUUGCUGGUAAAGACAACCCGGCUGACCUCUUAUCUCGCGGGCUCACGCUCGACGCGCUUCAAAGUACAGAUAUUUGGUGGCACGGGCCAGCAUUUUUAAAGGAUAUGCACAUGAAUUUUAAAUAUGACAACCAGAAUGAAAUUAUAAAUUUAAACGAUUUACCAGAAAUGAAAUCAAAGGUUUUAUUUACACAGUCGACUUAUACUAGUAUUUUUAUUUUCGAACGUUUUUCAAAUUUUAAUCGCAUGAGACGUGCAGCCGCUUACGUGUUACGAUUCAUUAAUAAUGCACGAAUUAAAAGUAAAACGGAACGUAGCAUUGGUCCGUUAACGGCUGAUGAAUUAAAUAAAUCAACGUUAGUUUUAGUACGCUUAGCACAACAUGCAUCAUUUGCAGACAUUUUGAAUCAAUUGAUAAAUAACUUACCUGUAAAGUCGAUGAGAAACAUAUCUAGUCUUGAUGUGUUCUUGGAUUCUGAUCGCAUUAUAAGAGUGGGAGGUAGAUUAGUAAAUUCACGCACCUUCCCAUACAGUAAAAAACACCCUAUAUUGUUAUGUUCAAAACAUACCUUCACGCGACUACUUUUUCAAUUUGAACACAAACGUCUACUCCAUGCUGGUCCACAGCUUCUCUUGGCUACUAUCAGAGAGAGUUGGUGGCCACUCAGGGGUCGUGAUUUAGCUAAGCAGACGGUACAUAAGUGCAUUAUAUGUACUCGCCAGAAAGGGAAGGCACUAUCAGUAAAAAUGGGUAACUUACCCUUUGAGAGAUUGGAACCGGGGUAUCCUUUCUUGCGCUGCGGUGUGGAUUAUGCGGGACCUAUGUUUAUAUUGAAUCGGAAGGGAAGGGGUUCAAAACUUGAAAAAUGUUAUGUGUGCCUAUUCAUAUGCUUUACCACUCGAGCGAUACAUCUAGAAUUGGUCACAAGUUUAACUUCUGAGGCGUAUUUACUUGCUUUAAAAAGGUUCCUAUGUCGUCGCGGAAAACCCGCUUAUAUAUUUUCCGAUAACGGAAAAACAUUCGUAGGCGCACUCAAGGAAUUUUCAGAUUUUUUAAAUCAUAGUGAAAAUGAUAUUUUAAAUUUUGCAGCAAAUGAAAAUAUUAAGUUUAGCUUUAUACCUCCGUACUCCCCACAUUUUGGAGGUUUGUGGGAGGCAGGGGUCAAAUCUUUUAAAUAUCAUCUCCGUCGCGUAGGAAACGUUAACCUCACGUAUGAGGAAUUUUCAACAUUAUUAGCACAAAUUGAAGCCCUCCUCAACUCCAGACCUAUGUAUCCCAUGUCUUCAGACCCAAACGACCUACUCCCUCUUACACCAGCCCAUUUUCUGAUUGGCCGGCCGCUCACUGCACCUGCCUGCGAAGACCUCACAGCUUCGAAUACAUCACGCCUGGUCCGCUACGAGCGCAUCGAACAAAUGAGGCAAAAUUUUUGGAAACGCUGGUCGCAGGAGUACGUUUCGGAACUGCAGACAAGGACCAAAUGGCAGUACAACACCGGCACAAUAGCACCCAAUACAUUAGUGCUCAUCAAAGAUGACAAUUUGCCACCCUUAAAAUGGCGUCUUGGACGAGUCAUAACCACUUUCCCUGGGAAGGAUGGACUAGCACGUGUAGCUGACAUCAAAACAGCUAACGGAGUAAUACGACGGUCAUACCCCAGAUUGUGUCCGCUACUACAGGAGGAAGAACCUUAACUUCUCCCAACUUCUACUUCUGCGUUGGAGGCUGUCACUCCAAGGCGGGCGGCAUGUCUACGCAUCGUCAUCAAUCGAACAUGUACCUGCGAUUCCUGCGAGCCCCACUAGAUGGCGUUACGAUUUUAGUUCCAAAUUCCUCCGCGCGCCGCGCCUCAUGCACUUGCAAAUUCGCUCGACACUUGCGCACACGAUAUAUAACAAAAUUUUGUUUUAUUGUAAACCAAUCGCUGAUUACACGCCUUAUUACUAUCGAA
Molecule: messenger RNA, 2909 nt
Organism: Helicoverpa zea (corn earworm)
Lineage: Eukaryota; Metazoa; Arthropoda; Insecta; Lepidoptera; Noctuidae
Exons: 3
Coding region: 1-2652 (883 amino acids)
Biological process (GO): DNA integration
Molecular function (GO): nucleic acid binding
Source: RefSeq, a predicted model, not a curated record